AUGGACGCGGACGAGAGGACGAGGUUGUUAGGCCCGCCCGACCUUCAACUGCCUUCCGUCCCAUCCCCCCAUCCGCAUAAUGUCGACUUGGAAGGAAAGCCAGCGUCAUCCUCAUCGUCGGCCGAGAUCGCUAUCGAACCGGGAUCGGCGGAAGAACGAGCGAUCCUCGACGCAGACUCGGAAACGCCAGAAGAAGGGGUCUGGUACCGCGGUCCGCUGUUCGAAGCGGGUUGGAAGUUGGGAUUGAUGUUCCUCUUGUUUACGGGGGUGAUCGUUGGGGUCGGGUGGUUUGCCCUGCCAGCGAUGGAUCCGGCGGACAAGGCUGCUUUGCGGCUGCCUAGGUCGUUCCAGGACUUGCAGACCCUCAACACCUUGUUCCAAAAGUACAAGAGCAACUACCCAAUCCGGAUCUUGACAGUCGGAUGUGCUGCUUACCUCUACGUCCAGAUGUUCUCCUUGCCCGGGUCGAUGUACAUUUCCAUCUUGUUCGGAGCGGCGUACGGUGUCUUCUAUGGCUUGAUCUUGAGUUGCCUGUGCGAAUCGUUCGGAGCGUUGUUAUGCUAUGCCCUGUCGGCAGUCGUGGGACCACCGUUGUUGACGAUCCCUUCAUAUCGACAACGAUUGGAAGCUUGGCGUUCCAAGAUCAUGGGCGAUCCGACCAAGGGCGAGGCCGUCACUUGGGACGGGGUGUUUGCGUUCCUGAUCGUACUCAGAAUCUCCCCCUUCCCUCCACACUGGGUCGCCAAUGUCGUCGCCCCACACCUGGACAUCUCCCCUAUCCUCUUCUGGUGUGCGUGUUUCAUCGGAAUCGGACCCGUCUCCGUCAUCCAUGUGACGAUCGGGUCCGGACUGGACAAGAUGACUUCGGCCGAAGAUUUCCAUAUCUUGAGUCUGAGGAACGUCUUGGGGUUGAUCGGCAUCGGGGUGGCGGUGAUGAUCCCCACGGCUUUAAAACGGAUCUUCAAGAAGGAUCUCUCUGGCUUGGGAGAGAACGAGGCCGUGCUCCACAAAGCGCAUAUCCACGUCCACGACGUCUCCCCCGACUCCGAGCUCGGCUCGCAUACCGAACCGCAACGACGUGGGCAUGGCGAGACUUCCUCGAUGUCCGGCUCGGAGGGGUCCGAUUCUGGUCAUGAAUACAGUUACGAUCCCGAACGGGACGUCGAUGCUGGGUUGGGGUUGAUCUCACCCAACGUACUGAAUCGGGAAGGGUAUUACUGGUCCUCUGCAAAAAAGGGACGGGGGAAAGGGGGAGAGUACAUGGAUCUCGACGAGGCGUUGAGUAUCAUACAACAAGAGGAAGAGCACGUGAGUCCCUCAGAUCUGAACAGUCUUGCUGGCUAUUGGAAGAUGUAA
Molecule: messenger RNA, 1356 nt
Organism: Filobasidium floriforme
Lineage: Eukaryota; Fungi; Basidiomycota; Tremellomycetes; Filobasidiales; Filobasidiaceae
Exons: 7
Coding region: 1-1356 (451 amino acids)
Cellular component (GO): endoplasmic reticulum membrane
Source: RefSeq, a predicted model, not a curated record